GUAAGAACAUACAAACCCCUGCAUGUUGUUUGGCAAAUAACACUGUUUCCUGGUAGGAACUGGCGUGUAAAGUGAACUAAUCCACGAUUAGAAAAACAGCAAUCGCUGUGAGAGGAACCAAUAGAAAGGCACAAGAUGCAACAAUAUAUCACCUUCCAGAAAUCCUGCAACUUCUACCUCCUGGUUUUCAACAAAAGAAACAUCCCAACCUAGAGGGGAUUUUUUUUAUGAGUUUAUCUGAGCCAAACUGACGACAAUUGCUGGGAAGCAAGAUCGCAGAUGCAUCACUGAGAUCCAUGGUUAUUUAACGAGCCUGGGGGCACCCGUACCAGGUGAUCUCCUUACUGAGCUAAAGAUGGCCAAUACCUUUAUUUCUUUUUUAAAUUAAAGAAGGUGAAGCCCGCCUGUUUCCUUAGCUAAAUAGCACCUUAGCAUUUGCUUCUAGCAAGGGAGAGGUUCGGAUUGGUCCUGAUUUGGGAGAAGCAGCUGCUUGCCUGCUCUCGAGAUUUCCACAAGGCUGAUAGAAACCCGGGUCAUGAGACCUCUGCCAAAGGAAGCAAAAGCGUUCCGGUGAUCACCGUUCUACGUUCUGCACCUGAAGAGGCUAAUCAGACUCCUGGGGCGCAACCUGCCGGCCUGCCCGUACCUGUCCGUACCUGUCCAGAGAGAAGAAGUGCGGAGGAGGCACAUCCGUCUGCACAUGGAAGGCGCGCUGACCGCCCGGGACAGGGUCGGGGUGCAGGAUUUCGUGCUGUUGGACGCGUACACCAGCGAAUCUGCUUUUCUGGACAAUCUUCGCAAGCGUUUCAGCGAGAACCUCAUCUAUACUUACAUCGGCACCCUGCUCGUGUCUGUGAAUCCGUACCAGGAGCUCGGCAUCUACACCCUGAGCCAGAUGGAACUUUAUCAAGGGGUCAAUUUCUUUGAACUGCCACCACAUGUCUACGCCAUAGCUGACAACGCUUACCGCAUGAUGUGCUCGGAGCUAACUAACCACCUCAUCCUCAUUUCGGGAGAGAGCGGGGCAGGGAAGACGGAGGCCUCCAAGAAGAUUCUCCAGUAUUUUGCCAUGACCUGUCCAAUGACCGACUCCCUGGAAAUAGCCCGGGACAGACUGCUGCUCUCCAAUCCAGUGCUGGAGGCUUUUGGAAAUGCCAAAACGCUCCGGAAUGACAACUCCAGCCGAUUUGGGAAAUACAUGGACAUACAGUUUGACUUUAAGGGCAUCCCCGUAGGAGGGCACAUCAUCAGUUACCUGAUAGAAAAGUCUCGAGUUGUCUACCAGAACCAGGGGGAGCGGAAUUUCCACAUCUUCUACCAGCUUCUAGAAGGUGGCGAAGAGGAGCUCCUCGCUUCCCUGGGAUUGGAGCGAGACCCCCAGCUGUACCGAUACCUCUCACAGGGUCAUGGUGCCAACGAGUCCUCUGUUAAUGACAAGAACGACUGGCACACGGUCUCCAACGCGUUUUCCGUCAUCGAUUUCUCUGAAGAUGACCUGGAGAAUCUCUUUGGAAUUAUUGCCAGCAUCCUACACCUGGGCAACAUCUGUUUUAGAGAGAACCACCGAGGCUGCGCGACCAUUCCCGUCGUCCAGGAGAUCAAGUGGAUUGCCAAGCUCCUGGGGGUCCAGCCAUCAGCCCUUCUGGAGGCCCUCACCCACAGAAAGAUCGAGGCCAAAACUGAGGAGGUUAUGUGUCCACUGACGCUGGAGCUCUCUGUCUACGCUAGAGACGCAAUGGCAAAGGCCGUGUACGGACGCACAUUCACCUGGCUGGUCAACAAAGUCAACUCCUCCUUGGCGAGCAAGGAGUUCACCAAGAAAACUGUGAUUGGGUUGCUGGAUAUCUACGGGUUCGAAGUCUUCGACAAGAACGGUUUUGAACAGUUCUGUAUAAAUUACUGCAAUGAAAAACUUCAGCAACUGUUAAUUGAAAGCACCCUAAAGGCGGAACAGGCAGAAUAUGAAAUGGAAGGGAUAGAGUGGGAGCCAAUUCAGUAUUUCAACAACAAGACCAUCCUGGAUUUGGUUGAAGAAAGACACAAGGGAAUCAUUUCUAUUCUGGAUGAGGAAUGUAUUCGUCCUGGUCCCGCUACUGACUUGAGUUUCCUGGAGAAGCUGGAAGAGAAAGUGGGGAAGCAUGCGCACUUCCAGACCCGGAAGCUGGCGGGUCCAAUGGGCCGAAAGAGGAUCGGCUGGAUGGAGUUCCGCCUGUUCCACUACGCGGGAGAGGUCACCUACUGCACCAAAGGAUUCUUGGAAAAAAACAAUGAUAUCCUCUAUAGACAUCUGAAAGAGGUGCUGUGCAGUUCCAGAAACAGCAUCCUGAAGGAGUGCUUCCUGGCUGCCGAGUUGGAAAACCGGCGACGGUCGCCAACGGUGGGAACACAGUUUAAGAACAGCCUGAGCAGCCUGCUGCAAAUCCUCAUCUCCAAGGAACCUUCGUACAUCCGCUGCAUCAAGCCCAAUGAGAAGAAGCAACCCAGCAAGUUCGACGACUUCCUCAUAAGGCACCAGGUCAAGUACCUGGGGCUGAUGGAGCACUUGAGGGUGAGACGGGCCGGCUUUGCGUACCGGCGCAAAUAUGAGCAUUUCCUGCAAAGGUACAAGUCCCUGUGCCCGGACACCUGGCCGCACUGGCACGGGCCUCCAGCAGAGGGCGUCGAGCGGCUGAUCAAAUACAUUGGCUACAAACCAGAGGAGUACAAGUUAGGGAGAACCAAAAUAUUCAUUCGUUUCCCCAGAAUGCUGUUUGCUACAGAAGAUGCCUUUGAAUUUAGUAAACAUCAAUUAGUUGCGAGAAUUCAAGCCACAUACAGAGCCUGCCUAGAAAGGAGAGCCUAUGUGAAGAAAAGACAAGCAGCCAUCAAACUGGAGACCCACUGGCGUCGAGUCCUGGCUCGGAAGAAGGCCGAGAGGAGGAAGUGGGCUGUGUUCAUUGUAAGGAGGUUCAUAAAGGGAUUCAUCCAUCGAGACAGGCCUCUUUGUCCUGACAACGAGGAGUUUAUCGUGUUCAUGCGGAAGAAUUACAUCCUGAAUCUUCGGUAUCACGUCCCCAAGAAUGUCUUGGACAAGAGCUGGCUGACGCCUCCUGGCAUCUUGGAAAACGCAUCAGAACUGCUCAGGAAAAUGUGCACGAGGAACCUGGUGCGGAAGUACUGUCGCGGGAUCACAGCUGAGAGGAAGGCGCUGAUGCAGCAAAAGGUGGUCACCAGCGCCGUGUUCAGGGGGAAGAAGGAAGGCUACGCAGAGAGUUUAAAUCAGCCCUUUGCCGACAGCCGGAUAGAUGAAGGAGACAUCAGUCCCAAAGUGCUGCAGCUGCUCAGCAAGGAGAAAAUCCAGUACGGCAUCCCGGUCAUUAAAUACGACAGGAAAGGCUUCAAGGCGCGGCCCCGGCAGCUCCUCCUCACUCAGAAGGCAGCCUACGUGGUGGAGCUGGCCAAAAUCAAGCAGAGGAUUGAGUACUCGGCGCUCAGGGGCAUCUCCACUAGCAACCUGAGGGACGGGAUCUUAGUCAUUCAUGUGUCACCAGAAGCCAACAGGCAAAAGGGGGACGCCAUCCUACAGUGUGAGCACGUAUUCGAAGCGGUCACUAAACUCGCCAUGCUGGUUAAAAAGGAGAACAUCGUACACGUCAUUCAAGGAAGUUUACAGUUUUAUAUCAGUCCUGGAAGAGAAGGCACCAUAGUUUUCGACACUGGGCCAGAAGAACAAAUCUACAAAGAUAAGAACGGGCAGUUAACAGUGGUGUCCGUCCGCACGAAGUCCUGAGAGAGGAGGACACCCGACAGAGGAGUAGACCCGGGAGGCGGGGUUUGAUCCGGUAAGGUGACGGCAGCUCCAGGAGAACAAGGGCCUCCGCUCUGCAGACAUGGAGUGGCAGCUGGAGCCGGCACCCAGCCCCAGCCUCUCGGGGCCCCGGGCACGGAACCACAACGCCCUCGUCAGGCAGUCAAGCCACCCGACAGGGUGGUUCGAAAUGCCCCACAGGACAUGGACUCGACGGGCACUUGACUGUGUCGCCGUAAGGUAGGCAACCGGUUCUCUACCUUUGUCGAGCCACCGCCAAGGCACAACGAAGUGUGACACAUGGUCUGAGUAAAUGAGAUUUCCUAAGGCUGCAAAACUUGGAUUUUGCCUUAAAUAAGCGGAACUUAGAAAUGCACCCGCUUCCUUACCAUUUCUGCUGGGCACUUUAGGUUCCAGAGCGGGGGGCUGUGCCCCCCACGCCCUACCUCCCCAGCACUAAGUGGGGGGCACCGCCAGCUGACUGACUCUGCUUCUUCAGAAGCCCAGGACAUCCCCUCAGUGUGCACCCAGGUGCCGCCAUGCCGGCCUCGCCUUUGCCCUGGGCAGCUUCCAGGUGGUGAAGCGGGAGGCAGUGUCUCUGCCUCGUGCUCUUUGCUGAAAACUGCCCUUCAGCGGCGGGACUGUGCUCGGG
Molecule: messenger RNA, 4439 nt
Organism: Artibeus jamaicensis (Jamaican fruit-eating bat)
Lineage: Eukaryota; Metazoa; Chordata; Mammalia; Chiroptera; Phyllostomidae
Gene: MYO1H
Product: myosin IH
Exons: 33
Coding region: 701-3769 (1022 amino acids)
Biological process (GO): vesicle transport along actin filament; actin filament organization
Cellular component (GO): cytoplasm; myosin complex; vesicle
Molecular function (GO): actin filament binding; microfilament motor activity; ATP binding
Source: RefSeq, a predicted model, not a curated record